Messenger RNA from Ostrinia nubilalis (European corn borer), 2756 nucleotides. It is a transcript of the gene Nbr, whose product is annotated as exonuclease mut-7 homolog. The transcript has a single exon. Lineage: Eukaryota; Metazoa; Arthropoda; Insecta; Lepidoptera; Crambidae. Gene Ontology annotation, molecular function: nucleic acid binding; 3'-5' exonuclease activity. The record is from RefSeq and is a predicted model, not a curated record. Bases 220 to 2754 code for a protein of 844 amino acids. Gene Ontology annotation, biological process: nucleobase-containing compound metabolic process.
UUCUGGCUGGCUGGAAGGUAGGUCAGUCAGUUACCAAUUUUACUAUUUUUCACCAAAGAUUUUAAGCACAAGCAUCAGUUUAACAGCCACGAAUACUAUAGUGAUUUAGUUGUUCUUCUUCAGACUUUAAAUUACUAACUUCCUGAAUUACACCAAGUCGAACAGACCUUUGUAAACUCAAUGGUUUUAUCAGCUUUGGGUUCGCCCUAAGGAUUCACCAUGAGUAAACCAGACUUAGAACAGCUUGUUGGAAAGAAUCAAUCUAUUAAGAUUGUCCCAUCCAUAGAAGAUUCUUUGUGUGCAUUAGGACUGAAUGUGAAUUUGGAUGACAAUACUCUAUUCUGGUAUCAACAGUUAAAAACCACUUGGAAGACAUGGAAGAAAACCGCGACUCUCGAAAAUCACGUUGAACUGUUCUUCGAACACGUUCUAGAUCCAUUCAGAGUUGGUUUAGUGUUUGUUAUUAAAAGUGAAGAUGUCAAAGAUUGCAAGCAAAAGACCUUGCCAUAUUUCAUUAUAGAAACCCUUCAAAAAUGGUCAAUUGGAAGGGGUAAAACUCCGGACGAUUCCUUAAAACUGCCAGCAUUUCAUGUAGCUAUACAGCAAAGAAGUAAUAAUUUUCUUAACUUGCUUAUUAAAACCUAUCAUGUUCCAACAAUCAAAGGAAUCAUAAUUCCUGUAGUGAAAGAUAUGAUCAAAAAUGAUAAUUGCAAAUUGGCAUCCCAAGUUGUUAUAGCUAUGGAUUUAUCUGAAGAUAUCCCAGUUGAAGAGUUGCUUUUCCCACUAAUUUUACAAGAUAAGACAAAUAUAAUUGACGAGUACUUGACUGAGUGCCCUAGUCAAGUACAUAAACUAUUGCAAUACUUGGACAACUUACUUGAUAAAAGAAUAAAUUUGAGGGAAUUUGCACAAAAAUAUAUUGUGGAAAAUAAAAUUUGUCAUGUAAAAUAUGAAAAAAUACAUUACAAGCCACUUGGAAAAUUGGUAGCUAGGCUUUGCAACAAAUUUAAUAUUCCAAUUGAAAGUUGCAAGAAUCUCAGUAAAAACCGAACUACAGGUGGUCUAAGGUAUUUAAUUCACCAAAAAUAUCAGGAGCAUAAUGUUAGCUCUUCUGUAUGGGAUGACCUAGUGAAAGAUUCCCUGAGACAAAAUGCAGGAUCUGCUCAAGAGUUCAUUGACAUGUUGAUGGAUUAUGACAAAAACGAAGCCCGUAAAUGGGCUGAUUACUUAAAUAUACCAGCAGACAACUUACCAUUGGCAUUAAGAGAAAUGACUAUAAACGAAGAACCAGUUGAAGAAAAUUGGGAUACAGUAGAGAACAGCACACUUGAAUAUUAUAAGUUAUCUUUACCUGAAGAACAUGUGGUAUUAAUAGAUACUGGUGAAAAGUUUUAUGAUCUGAUGACAUUACUAAGCCAAUGUAGUCUCGUAAGUAUUGACUGUGAAUGGAAACCCUCCUUUGGAGCCAAGCAAUCUCAAGUUGCCUUAAUUCAAGUGGCUACAUACACUCACAUUUAUCUCAUUGAUGCUUUACUGUUAAACAGUCAAUCUUAUUCUAGUUUCUGGUAUACUUUUUACAAAACAUUCUUAGACAACGCUGAAAUAAUAAAACUAGGUUUUGGACUUGAACAAGAUUUAAAAGAAAUGAAGGCAUCUGUUAUUAGCUUAGGAAAUAUCAAAGUAAAAGGUGAAGGAUUGUUAGACCUGUCCACACUUUGGAGAAAUCUCCUUAACAGUGGUCUAUCUGUGCCAAAUUGUGAUGAGCAAACCGGCAAUAGCCUAAGCAAUUUGGUUCAAUCUUGUUUUGGAUUGCCUCUUGAAAAAUCAGAACAGUGUUCAAACUGGGAACUGAGACCUCUACGUAAAACCCAAAUACUUUAUGCUGCUUUAGAUGCUUACGUAUUAGUAGAAGUAUACAGAUAUCUCCAAAAUUUGUGUGUGGAGCAAGGUAUAAAUUUUGAAGAAAUUUGCAAUGUAGCAAUGCAAGAACCAAAGAAGAAAUCACUGAAGAAAGUCAAAGUUUAUGAGAAAACAUCUCCAUUCAUGCCAAGUAUCCAUUCAAGAACCACUAAUGAAGUAAAGGUACUAAUUGAACCAAAAAUAUCCCAUCUAAUGGCUUACUUAAGAUAUUGUGGAAUAGAUACAACAGUAUUUCCUGAAACAAUGUUAUGGUGUGAUGUCGUUAACUUGGCAACAAGCGAAGAGAGGUACAUUUUGUUGACGAAACAUAGGGGCACCCCUGAUGUGAAUUUUCCUCAAAGCUCAAUAAUUAAUGUGGGUAAAGGAAUUGUCGUAGAUCAACUACAAAUAGUAUUUAAUUCUUUAAAUGUAGGUAUUAAGCAAAGUGAUCUUUUCAAGUUUUGUAUUAAAUGUAAUGAUAAAGAAUUAACUAAGUUAAGUCCAAAUGAAGUCCAAGCUAUUUGUAAGGAAUAUCAAGCUUCUAGAGCGAAUUAUAGUUCUUACCCAAAUAACCACCGUAGUGACUAUGAUGACGAUAUUGACGAGUUGGAUAAUUUUCUGAGUGACUCAGAUUGUGACGAAGAUCUAUACAAAGUUGUAAAUGUCAUAAAACCAAACAAUAUCUCUUAUAAAACCAAAAAAGGGGCAUUAAUCCAAAUUGAAAAUGUUAAUUCACCAUCAAACAAACCAGGAUUAUUGUGUGAAAGUUGUGGGACAUUGUUUAGAGAUAGUGAUGAACUAUCAAAAUCUGUAAGUGACACAAUACUUAGUAUAACAAAACUUUCCUUUUGGUAAAU